UUUAACCAUUCACUGAUAAGAAUACACAAAGAUAAGAUUAAUAAUACAGCUACGUGUUUCAGACAUGGUGCUUUUAAUCAUUUCUAUAUUUAUUUUGCUCUGUAACGUAGCAUCGGGAGACAAAAUAUAUGAAAAACAACUGGAAGCUCGCCUCUCUAAAACCGAAGCUGAUAUUAGAGAUCUUCGAUCUGGUCUGGAGCUCCUAAAACAGCAAAACAAACAACUAAUAGCCGAGCUUAAAUCUCUUAAUACAAAAGAAAAACGUCUUCUUUUGUCAACGCCAUCUCAUCAACAGUAUGUAGUGUUUACAGCCAAGCUCAAUAAACAGUACAACUCCCUGAAUGACAGAGAAACUGUCAUAUUUGACAGUAUCGUUACCAACGCUGGACAAGGCUAUGACGAAAACACGGGGAUAUUCGUCUGUCCAAUCAGCGGUUACUAUCAAUUCGCAGCUACUAUAGUGUCAGAAAGCGGAACAGAUAAGAACUUGGACGCAGAACUAAUGCACAACGGGCGACAAAUCGUGCGACUGCAUGCUACUGUGUAUGGAUAUGACGAGGGAACACAAGUCGUAAAUAUACACUGCGCUCAAGGAGAAAGAGUUUGGAUCCGCCAUUUAAUGGGAGUUGGUGAUUCUGCCAUAAUGCCGGCUGGAUUCAGCACAUUCUCUGGAGCACUGCUGCAUGCUGACCAUUAAUGGCAUAAAUUUGAUCAUAACAUUUUUUACAAUAAAAAAUGAAAGGAUUAUUGUUAA
Magallana angulata is the source of this 754-nucleotide messenger RNA. RefSeq names its product complement C1q-like protein 4. The transcript has 3 exons. Gene Ontology annotation, molecular function: protein binding. NCBI's taxonomy places the organism in Eukaryota, Metazoa, Mollusca, Bivalvia, Ostreida, Ostreidae. The record is from RefSeq and is a predicted model, not a curated record. Bases 65 to 697 code for a protein of 210 amino acids.